Molecule: messenger RNA, 1005 nt
Organism: Cavia porcellus (domestic guinea pig)
Lineage: Eukaryota; Metazoa; Chordata; Mammalia; Rodentia; Caviidae
Product: olfactory receptor 2T27-like
Exons: 1
Coding region: 1-1005 (334 amino acids)
Biological process (GO): G protein-coupled receptor signaling pathway; detection of chemical stimulus involved in sensory perception of smell
Cellular component (GO): plasma membrane
Molecular function (GO): G protein-coupled receptor activity; olfactory receptor activity
Source: RefSeq, a predicted model, not a curated record
AUGGAUCAGACAAAUGGAACCUCCACUGACUUCAUCCUUCUGGGCCUCUUUCCGGGGUUCGGACACCCCAAGCUCCUGAUCCUCAUCAUUCUCCUCAUCUACACUGUGGCCUUUGCUGGAAACUCUGUCCUGAUUGUCCUCAUCUGGCUGGAUUCCCACCUGCACACCCCCAUGUACUUCCUGCUCAGCCAACUCUCGGUCCUCGACCUGGCUUACAUCUCCAGCACGGUGCCCAAGACAGCAUCCAACUACUUCCAAGGGAAGAGAAGCAUUUCCUACUUUGCCUGUGGUGCUCAAAUGUUCUUCUUCCUCACCUUCGGCCUGGCAGAGUGCAUCCUCCUGACCCUUAUGGCCUAUGAUCGUAAUGUGGCUGUCUGUAACCCCCUGAGGUAUGCAGUCCUCAUGAGCCCCAAGGUCUGCCUGCAGAUGGCUGCUGCAGUGUGGACUGGAGCAGCCCUUCUUGCCCUGGCCCACACUGUCUACCCAAUGCAUUUUCCCAUCUGUGGCUCCAGGGAGAUUAACCACUACUUUUGUGAGAUGCCUGCCAUUCUGGGAAUGUCUUGUGUAGACACAUCAGCCUAUGAGAUGGUGAAAUUUGCGUCCACCAUUGUGGUCCUCUUGGUCCCAUUUCUUCUCAUCCUGGCUUCCUACACACUCAUACUCCUCGCUGUCCUCAACAUGAACUCACGGAAGGGGAGGAAUAAAGCCCUGGCCACCUGCUCCUCUCACCUGACCGUAGUGUGUCUCUACUUUGGCCAAGCCAUCUUCAUCUAUAUGACACCCACCUCUUCCCACACACCCGAGCAAGACCAGGUAGGAGCCGUGCUUGGUACCAUAGUGACGCCUGCACUCAACCCCCUCAUCUACAGCCUGAGGAACAAGGAGGUGGUGGGGGCCCUGCAGAAGUGCCUCGGAAGGUGCUGCAACCGUGAAAAUGGCUGGUCUCUGCAGCACGACAUCGGGAAGGUGUUACCUUCAAUUCUAAGAACGUCCACAACCAACUGA